Molecule: messenger RNA, 3802 nt
Organism: Sinocyclocheilus rhinocerous
Lineage: Eukaryota; Metazoa; Chordata; Actinopteri; Cypriniformes; Cyprinidae
Product: gephyrin-like
Exons: 26
Coding region: 82-2604 (840 amino acids)
Biological process (GO): postsynaptic neurotransmitter receptor diffusion trapping; gamma-aminobutyric acid receptor clustering; Mo-molybdopterin cofactor biosynthetic process
Cellular component (GO): cytosol; postsynaptic membrane; cytoplasm
Molecular function (GO): molybdopterin molybdotransferase activity
Source: RefSeq, a predicted model, not a curated record
CUGACUCCUCCCCCCGAGUUCGACACGGUCGUCUCUCGGCUCUGCUCAGGCUUGUCAGUGCGGGCGAGAGCGCUGCUAAACAUGGCGUCGGACGGGAUGAUUUUAACCAACCACGACCACCAAAUCCGAGUUGGAAUAUUGACAGUGAGUGACAGCUGCUUCAGAAACCUUGCUGAGGACCGCAGUGGGAUUAACCUCAAAGAUCUUGUCCAUGACCCGUCCUUGCUCGGAGGCAUAAUCUCUGCAUACAAAAUAGUCCCUGAUGAGAUCGACGAGAUCAAGGAGACGCUGGUGGACUGGUGCGAUGAGAAGGAGCUCAACUUGAUCCUGACCACCGGUGGAACGGGUUUUGCACCCCGUGAUGUCACGCCUGAGGCCACCAGAGAGGUGAUCGAGCGUGAAGCUCCAGGGAUGGCCCUAGCAAUGCUCAUGGGCUCCCUAAAUGUCACGCCACUCGGCAUGCUGUCCAGACCCGUAUGUGGAAUCAGAGGCAAAACCCUCAUCAUUAAUUUACCCGGGAGCAAGAAGGGCUCACAGGAGUGCUUCCAGUUCAUCCUGCCUGCUCUGCCGCACGCCAUCGACCUGCUGCGGGAUGCCAUAGUGAAGGUGAAGGAGGUACACGACGCUCUAGAGGACCUGCCGUCCCCUCCACCACCCCUCUCCCCUCCACCCACCACCAGCCCACACAAGCAGACAGAAGACAAGGGUGUGCAGUGUGAGGAAGAGGACGAGGAGAAGAAGGACAGUGGUGUGGCGUCCACAGAGGACAGUGGCUCCUCUCACAUCAUAGCAGCUGCCAUUGCUGCUAAGAGCAUGAUGUCUCAUCCCAGUCAUGCCGUUGUCAUGGCGAAAGGUGGGCAGCCCUUGAGUGGCUUCAUCCCUUCUACCUCCAUUCCCUCCCAUUUCACCUGCUCCUGCAGCGAUACGAUACCAGAGUCCAUCAUUUCACGAGGCGUGCAGGUGUUGCCGCGGGACACCGCCUCUCUCAGCUCCACGCCCUCGGAGUCUCCUUGUGCUCAGCAGUCCCGCCUCUCCACUGCCUCCUGCCCCACCCCCAAAGCCCGGCUCACCUCCUGUUCAUCCACUUAUAGUGUCACAGAGGCCUCACGGAGAGAGUUCAGGGCUCACCUGGAUGAGGUCAUCACGCUCAAGUCAAGGUACUCUACCUUGGACCAGCUCCACUCUAGGCUGGAGGGGCUCAAAGAUGAUCGCAGGAACCAUAGGAUCUUCGACUCGCGAGUGCAGUCACGAUGCAGCAGCAAGGAGAACAUCCUGAGAGCAAGUCACAGUGCAGUGGACAUCACCAAGGUAGCUCGGAGACACCGCAUGUCCCCGUUUCCCCUCACUUCUAUGGACAAGGCCUUCAUCACUGUGCUAGAGAUGACUCCUGUCCUGGGUAACGAAAUCAUCAACUACAGAGAUGGAAUGGGUCGAGUUCUGGCUCAGGACGUCUACGCCAAAGACAACCUGCCACCUUUCCCUGCAUCAGUUAAAGAUGGCUAUGCUGUUCGAGCGGCUGAUGGCCCUGGUGACCGCUUCAUCAUUGGAGAGUCUCAGGCUGGGGAGCAGCCCACUCUCACAGUUAUGCCAGGCCAAGUGAUGAGGGUGACGACAGGUGCUCCUAUCCCGUGUGGUGCAGACGCCGUAGUGCAAGUAGAAGACACAGAACUGCUUCGAGAGUCUGAAGACGGUACAGAGGAGCUGGAGGUGAGGAUCCUGGUUCAGGCUCGUCCAGGACAGGAUAUCAGGCCUAUAGGACAUGAUAUCAAGCGUGGAGAGUGUGUGCUGGCUAAGGGCACUCACAUGGGUGCAUCUGAGAUCGGCCUCCUGGCCACUGUUGGAGUCACAGAGGUGGAGGUGCAGAAAUUCCCAGUUGUAGCAGUCAUGUCCACUGGCAAUGAGUUGUUAAACCCUGAAGAUGACCUUCACCCAGGCAAGAUCAGGGACAGUAACCGAUCCACACUGUUGGCCACCAUUCAGGAACACGGCUAUCCCACCAUCAACCUCGGCAUCGUCGGAGACAACCCAGACGACCUGCUGAACGCCCUGCACGAGGGCAUUAGUCGUGCUGACGUCAUCAUCACCUCCGGGGGCGUGUCCAUGGGUGAGAAGGACUACCUGAAGCAAGUUCUGGAUAUAGACCUCCAUGCCCAAAUCCACUUUGGCCGAGUGUUUAUGAAGCCGGGUUUGCCUACUACGUUUGCCACCUUAGACAUUGACGGUACCAGAAAGCUGAUCUUCGCCCUUCCAGGUAACCCAGUGUCAGCUGUUGUAACCUGUAACCUCUUUGUCAUCCCUGCAUUAAGAAAGAUGCAAGGGAUCCUGGACCCACGACCCACUAUCAUCAAAGCCAGGGUGAGCAUGGCCACUAAAUCUCAUGUUCUUGCAUUGGUGGAUACUUCAAUACUGUACUUAAGGUGUAUUUUAUUUCUGCUUCAAGUAACACCCUUUUUCCUGCUCUGCUUCACAGGAAACCAAAUGAGUAGUCGGCUAAUGAGCAUGCGCAGUGCCAACGGCCUUCUGAUGUUGCCUCCGAAAACAGAGCAAUACGUGGAGUUGCACAAGGGUGAAGUCGUGGACGUCAUGGUCAUAGGACGGCUAUGAUGUCAUCUUAUGGGGACAGACCAAGUACAGAGCAAGAAAGUGGUGCAUGUCCACAUAUCAUUACUGCUCUGUAAUAUGCAACGGCACAGCUAGUUUUUAUUGAUUUGGGAGAAGUUGAUCCAGUAUAAUCAACAUUUCGAACAAAGACGAAUAUGUGAAAUUUAUGAAAAUACGACUUAGAAGACAUCAUAAUAUUGCAAAGACAGAAAAUAUUAUACCUUUUAAAGUGAGAAUAUAUAUAUGAAAUAUAAGAGAUUUAUUCUGUAAUAUAUUGUUAUAAUUAUUAUGAUUAUUAAUAUAAUAAUGAAUAUUAUCAUAUUAAGCAACUCUGUUCUCUUUCAUUGCAAUUGCUUUGUGUGUUCAAUGCUAGAACUUCUAGAUAGCCAUAGCAUUUUAAUAGACAGCUGUUGGCGCCUGUCACACAUACAUCAGAAAGCUUAUUUUCUCAUCGGUAGAAAAUGUGUCACUGAGGAAUGAAAAGUUCUUCAAAAUGACAGCAGGAGCUGGAUCUUUUCAUCUCUCCUCAAAGUGCACCAAGGUUGACCCAGCUAUCUUUCCCUUUAGUAUUAUAUGCUCCAUAAAGACUUCAUUAUGCUUCAUAAAGGGUUUACAAAACCACUUUGCUUGUCGUUUAUCUUGUGAGUCGUGUUUAUGUGCGCAGUGCCAAAAGCCAGGGCUGUGGGGGAAGUUCUCGUGGUCGUGACGGCGAAAAGCAGCGUGUGCCGCCGGGUAGCACAGACUUUGUGCGGAAACAAUGACCGGUGGGGGUCUGUGUAAAUUCUGUGCUACUUCAGCGCGCCCAGAGGCAUGUCCUGUGCUACAGGCUACCUCAGUCUGGAACAUACUUCAUAGUAAACUGACCCUCAUAGCUCUGCCCUUAUUACUCUCUUUUUUACCCACUACCCUUACAUUUAAACUCGCCCGGCCCAUUCCUAGAGGCUUAGCUCCCUGGAAACUUUUAUUUGUUUAACUUCGAUGAUGAAGACACAGCUCAUUUAAGUGCUGAGAGCCUUUUUAAACGAAUUACAUAAAAUGUACAGUCAAAAAAAUGCAAGAGUGAUAUUGUACAGACAAGUGACCAGCACUCUUGAGGAAUAUACUAUGGAAUUGAAAAGAUAUUGAAAACUCUGUACUAUAAUAUCAUUUUCUGUAAUACUGAUCUAAUGCGAGAAUUAAAAUUCUUGAUCAUUAUGUAAAG